Molecule: messenger RNA, 1569 nt
Organism: Maylandia zebra (zebra mbuna)
Lineage: Eukaryota; Metazoa; Chordata; Actinopteri; Cichliformes; Cichlidae
Source: RefSeq, a predicted model, not a curated record
CUGGAAGAACCUUGGGGCUUAAGCUUGCAAGCUGCAAGUAUUUACUUUGAGUUUUAGAAUGAGUCAUCUUGAUGUUAUUCGUCUAUUCGUUACCAAAGAAGGAGGCAAGUGAGACCAGCACAGAAGUGGGACAAAAACCUCGUCGCCUCAGCAGAUUUCACCUCUCGGCGAAACCCACUGGACGCACUGCUGGCGUAGAGUGAAAGGCGCUCAUCUUUACGCGUUGCAAAGGUCCCAGGAGUUAUCUAACCUCCACCAUGACUGAUCGCUUUGACUGCUACUACUGCCGUGACAAUCUGCAUGGCAAGAAGUAUGUGAAGAAGGAUGACAAGCACGUGUGCACCAAGUGCUUUGAUAAGCUCUGCGCCAAUACGUGCGCAGAGUGCAAACGCCCCAUUGGUGCUGACUCCAAGGAGCUGCACCACAAGAACCGCUACUGGCAUGAGGACUGUUUCCGCUGUGCCAAGUGCUACAAGUCACUGGCCAGUGAGGCAUUCAGCGCUCGGGAUGAUGGGAAGAUAAUGUGUGGCAAGUGUGGCUCCCGAGAGGAUGGCAAUCGCUGCCAGGGCUGCUACAAGGUGGUCAUGCCAGGAUCUCAGAACGUGGAGUACAAGAACAAGGUGUGGCAUGAGGAAUGCUUCACCUGCAUUGAGUGCAAGCAGCCAAUCCGCACACAGAGUUUCCUGGCCAAGGGUGAGGACAUCUACUGUUCUCCCUGCCACGAAAAGAAGUUUGCCAAGAAAUGCUUCCACUGCAAGCAGCCCAUCACCUCUGGAGGGAUCAGCUACCAGGACCAGCCAUGGCACUCCGAGUGUUUCGUGUGCAAAACCUGCCAUAAAUCUCUGGCAGGAACUCGCUUCACUUCUCAUGAGGACAACAUUUACUGCGUGGACUGCUACAAGACUGAUGUGGCCAAGAAGUGCCAUGGCUGCAAGAACCCAAUAACAGGGUUUGGCCACGGCACCAAUGUGGUCAACUAUGAGGGAUUGUCCUGGCAUGAGUACUGCUUCAACUGCAAGAAGUGCUCCCUCUCCUUGGCCAACAAGCGCUUUGUCAUCAAUGGAGAGCACAUUUAUUGCCCCGACUGUGCUAAGAAGCUGUAAAAUGUGCAAACUGUUGUGCAUCUGAGAAUUUGAUGAUGUGGAGUUAACACCUAAACUGACUUUUUGACAAAAAUUUGCAAGGUUGCUAAACUACAGGCUGUGUCAAUUAACUUGCAUUUAUCUAUGUAAACAUAACUGCAGCUUGUUUCAGAGUCAGGGAUUGGAUACUAACAUGACGUAUUUUCUUUGUGGGUUUGUGAUGUGCACUAUAUAUCUAAUACAGGAUUUUGUAGAGCCUAUUGAGACAAAAGUCUUUUCAGUGGCUUACUGGAAUCUUUUGGGGGGGAAAAUGCUUUUAAUAUGCUUCCUGCUGCUAAUACAUACCAGCUUUGAUUAAUAGUCUGUUACAUCUCUGAAUGCACAAAUAGAAAACGAGAAAACUGUUUAGAUGAACCCAUACUGAAAUAUAAAGUGCUCAUGUAUUCUUAAUGAGUGACAUUAAAUGCAAAACAUGAAUAAAAACAAA